AUGUUUUGCACGAAGAGAGAUCGAGAAUAUGGUCAAACAUUAGGUCCACUUUGUGGUCUAUUAGAGAAAUAUCUUCGUGAUAGUCCAAAUCAAGAAGAUAUUAUUGUUUAUCGAUGUGCUACAUUAACAAACGAGAUGAUUCAUGAUUAUAAGACCAAUCCUGAUUGGUCUGUUUGGUGGGACGCAUUCUCAAGUACAACAAAAAGUAAAGACAAAGCAUUACAAUUUCAUGGUAAUACUUUAUUUGUAAUUUAUAUUCCUGGCCGGCGACUACAUUGUUCAGGUGUGGAUAUUUCGUCGUUGUCAGUAUAUCCAGGUGAAGAAGAAGUUUUACUACAACUUGCUAUACAGGUCUCUAUAAAAAAGGUUGAGUACAAUCCAAAAAUUAAUAAACAUGUGAUAAACUUAGAAGUUUGUCAUUGCGGUUGCAUUGGUGCCAAAUUAAAAACAGGUCACAAAUCAUAUUAUCAUAAAUACUGA
Molecule: messenger RNA, 480 nt
Organism: Rotaria sp. Silwood2
Lineage: Eukaryota; Metazoa; Rotifera; Eurotatoria; Philodinida; Philodinidae
Source: the annotation of a GenBank genome assembly